AUGGUUGCAGGAAAUCUGAGCCUGGAGACGACCUUUGUCCUCUUGGGUUUCGCAGAUUACCCAGAGCUUCAGAUUCCUCUCUUCAUGCUGUUUCUGGUCAUGUACGUUAUCACUGUGGCAGGAAAUCUUGGGAUGAUAAUAAUCAUCAAGAUUAACCCAAAGUUUCACACUCCCAUGUACUUUUUCCUUAGUCACCUUUCUUUUGUUGAUUUUUGUUACUCUUCCAUCGUUACUCCCAAGCUGCUUGAGAACUUGGUCGUGGCUGAUAAAAGCAUCUUCUACUCUAGCUGCAUGCUGCAGUACUUCCUGUCCUGCACUGCUGUGGUGAUGGCCUAUGACUGCUUUGUGGCCAUCUGUAAUCCUCUGCUUUAUACGGUGGCCAUGUCACAGAGGCUCUGUGCCCUGCUGGUGGCUGGGUCAUAUUUCUGGGGUAUGUUUGGACCCUUGGUACUCCUUUGCUAUGCUCUCCAGCUAGACUUUUCUGGGCAUAACAUAAUCAACCACUUUUUCUGUGAAUAUACUGCUCUCAUUGCUGUCUCGAGCUCUGACAUACACAUCCCCCACCUGCUGCUCUUUGGUUUUGCCACCUUCAAUGAGGUGAGUACACUACUCAUCAUCCUUGCUUCUUACGUAUUUAUUUUUGUGACUGUGCUAAACAUCCAUUCUGCCAGCGGGCGUCGCAGAGCCUUCUCCACCUGUGUCUCCCACCUGACCGCCAUCACCAUCUUCCACGGGACCAUCCUUUCCCUCUACUGUGUGCCCAACUCCAAAAACUCCCGGCAAACUGUCAAAGUGGCCUCUGUAUUUUACACAGUGGUGAUCCCCAUGUUGAAUCCUCUGAUCUACAGCCUGAGGAAUAAAGAUGUGAAGGAUGCCUUCCAGAAAUUAAUGGACACAAAAGGCCCAUUUCUCUGA
Ceratotherium simum simum (southern white rhinoceros) is the source of this 915-nucleotide messenger RNA. RefSeq names its product olfactory receptor 5D14-like. Gene Ontology annotation, biological process: G protein-coupled receptor signaling pathway. Gene Ontology annotation, cellular component: membrane. Gene Ontology annotation, molecular function: olfactory receptor activity. NCBI's taxonomy places the organism in Eukaryota, Metazoa, Chordata, Mammalia, Perissodactyla, Rhinocerotidae. The record is from RefSeq and is a predicted model, not a curated record.